UCGAUCUGUCAAACAAACUGACGAAAAUCGUGAUGUUCAAAAGGAAAUACGAAAGAAAUUGGUGAAACUUCUCGAUAGAAUAUUGAAUUUUAUAUAAAUUAAACGUGUUGAAUUGACAAAACAUUAUUUACGUUUGUGACCGCUCGCUCAAACUGGGGAUGUGAUACACAAGUGCGUUAAUGUUCGGGCCUAAGGCUAACACAAUACAUCGUCGUGACUGGAUUCAAUGAACAGUGCCUUUUUCUAAGAAACGAAGAUGCAGCGUCUAACGAUAUUAAUAACAUUGCUCUUUACAUACUCUCAAGCUAAGCAUAAUAUGGAAACAGAUCUAAAUGGACUAGCCGAAAAAACGUAUGGCGUAAAGAUAAACAAAUGUUGCGAAGAGGAACAAAUAAUGGUCGAUAUAUCAUGCAGGUUAGCUGAAACAGUCAACCAAAGUCUUUGGGAACCUAAUUUUAUGACUGAAGAUGGUAAAAAAACUACCGUAGAAAAUUACCAAUUUGUGGUUGGAUUACCUGAUUGUGAAAACACGCAAAUGAGAGCAAUUUACUACAUACCAAAUUCCGAGGAUGAGUUAAACAUCCUAUCCGAUGGCCGGUUACACCACAUAAUUCACCACACUCAUAGUAUAGACACAAUAAAAGAAGAUCCACUGCUCAGCAACACUUUUGGUAUAAAUGAACCAAUCACUAUACCAGAGGUGAAGGAACCAACAUCAUACAUUCACGAACAGAAGAAGUAUUGUAUGGACAAGAUAUUCAUGACGAAAACAAACGUAACUGGAGAGUAUGCACUAGUGUGUGUACCCGAUGUAAAAAACUGGAGAGAUGUGAAUUUUAUUAUGACGAAAAUCUUAAACCCUCUGUUUCAUGGUAUUUCUAUAAUUUUAUUCCUCAUCGUGGCAAUCAUAUACUUUGUGCUACCGACACUCAGGGAUCUUGCGGGAAACAUCAUCACUACUAUCAAUGUUUGUUUAAUUGUUAGUCAAGCGGCUGACUUUGUGAGGAUAUUUACCGAAUACAGCAAUCAUGUCAGCUUUAUGGUGACUGAUAUAAUUUUGUAUAUCAGUUUGCUGGGUGCUUUCUUCUGGCUGAACAGUUUUGGGUUUUACAUUUGGAAAACAUUCAAAUCAAGAAAUGUUUUUCUAAGAGUGACUGAUGUGAGGAAAUACUGUUAUUAUUCAAGCGUUGUUUGGUCUAGCGUAGUAAUAAUGGCAGCGAUGGCAAUCUGCGCACAUUUCCUGUUGGACACCGGAACAAACCCUAACAGAAAAAUGAGGACACAAUUUUCAUCGUCCAUUAUUGUGAAUGAUGUUGAACAGGAAACUAUAGGUUGGCUUGGGAUUGCAAUAUUUUUCACGCCUGUUGCCUUCACGAUUAUAUUCAAUAUUUUCUUUUAUAUAACCACACUGAAGGUUAUAAAAAGGAUAAAUAUUUAUGGGCGAAUACACCAUAAGCUCAAAGGAUGUUUCGACUUGUUCCUUCAACUGUUUCUCAUCAUGACAACGACUUGGCUGUUCCUCCUGCUCUCUUGGCUUAACUUCGAUGGACUGGUAUAUGCUUAUAUUAUUGUGAAUCUUUUGCAAGCCAUACUUGUGUUCUACGUGUGCAUAGUACGCCAGUCACACGUAACGUUCUUGUUACGGAAAAGCUGCUGCUAUGCGGAGCCAAUACCAACUAAUGACUGGGGAGAUGAAAUGACCAGAAUGAAUGGUUUUAAUUAUAAUUAGGGAAUCUCGCCACAGAUGCUGGAGCAAUUCGCGCUGGUCUUUAAAAGCAUAAUUUUAAAAGAAUUAAAAUAAUACUCUGAUUGAAAUCCCAUCGGCUAUGUCGAAAUGAAUUUAAACAUAGGAUUUGUUCAGCUUUUAAGCAUUCUAAAGGUAAGAAUUAACAAUGGGACUGAAUCUCUUGCUACCUACACCAUGACAUUCCGGUUCUGAAUCACUGACAGUAGAGUAAUUAAUCACAAAGUAUUGAGCACAUUAUAUGUAUUUAAGAUAAUUGGUAGAAUUACUGUGAUUUUACCUAGAAUUAAUAACUGAGAAGUAAACUGUAUCCUAAAAGUGUCUUCAAAAAAGAGAAUUAUUUAUAUUGGUGUUAAAAAUUGACAAUUUCCAUUUUUAAUGGAUUAUGGAGUAUUUGAAAAACAUAGUUAAUAAGUAUAAAAGAAACUCGAGUGCUCAUAAGGAUACUUAAUUUUUAUCGGAUUUAAAUAUUUUAAUUGGUUUAAACUAAGUGAAUGUGAAAGGAUAGAUGUUUUUUGUGAAUGGCGCAUUUUGCAAACAAAU
This is a messenger RNA of Ostrinia furnacalis (Asian corn borer), 2287 nucleotides long. RefSeq names its product G-protein coupled receptor Mth-like 5 (gene mthl5). Gene Ontology annotation, cellular component: membrane. The record is from RefSeq and is a predicted model, not a curated record. The transcript has 9 exons. Gene Ontology annotation, biological process: cell surface receptor signaling pathway. The coding region runs from base 257 to 1729 and encodes 490 amino acids. NCBI's taxonomy places the organism in Eukaryota, Metazoa, Arthropoda, Insecta, Lepidoptera, Crambidae. Gene Ontology annotation, molecular function: transmembrane signaling receptor activity.